UCCUCAGGAAAAAAGUUCUUUGUUCAAUUGCUCUCUGUCAAUUGAUCGUUCAUAUAUGAUCAAAGAAGUUUCACUUCAAAGUUUCUGAUUCAGUAUCAUCAGGUUCGCUAUCUUUUGAUUCUGUGUAUAUUUUUAGAGUUUUAGAUUGGAUUUGUGGACGUUUUCAAGCGAUCAACCGAAUCAUCAACAUCGAUGGAUUUUCAAGAAUCGGCGAUGAUUGGUUCGGACUUAUCAGAUUUCUUGUCUUGGAUCGUGAGGGUUGCGAAAUUAAGGGCGUCUUUGUUCAGGACUCUGUUUAUUCGGAUUACCUAGGUUUAACUGUUUUUUACUUGUUUUUUGUAAUAUUCGGCUCGAGUAAAUUUCUCUGCAACGAUGUCGAUCUUUCUCGGGAGAUUAUGUUUUGUUUCAAGAAAUAAGAAUUUUGGAAACUACUGAUCUGAUAGACGUCACCACCGGAUCAUUCUGAUGUUACUAUGGAAAGUUAUGGUCUGCCAGAUGAAGAUCGGAUCAUUGGACUGUGGGAUUCAUUAUCGGCUUCUGAUAGGUUACGAUUUAUGUGGUUCUUCCAUGUCUUAUGUGCACGAUAUUGGAUGAUGUUGUGUUUGGUUUUUGCUUAUAGAGUGUCAGGAAUUUUGUCUCCUACGGCGAUGAUCUUUGUUGGGAGGAUUAUGUUUUGGUUCAAGAAAUAAGAAUCUUGGAAGCAAUGGUUUCUGAUCGGAUUGCUGGGUCCUUUUAAUGUUAUUAUGGAAAGCUAUGGUCCGGCGUGAUGAAGAUCAGUUCAUUGAAUUUCUGGAUUUCAUUAUCUGCUUCAGAUAGGUUUUGAAUUGUGUGGUUUUCGCUUACAGUCCCUCAGCGAAUUGUGUCAGCAGAUACUGGUUGGAAUUUUAGGAUGAGUUUCUAGGUUGUAAACGUUUUCACUUGGCAUUGUAUUGAGGAAACAAUUCUGGAGUCAGAGAUGAUAUUUGGAUUUAAGUGGACUUGCUGCUUUUGGUUUGCUUCAACUUUAUAUUGCGGAAACAGCAAGCUUUAUGGUUUGAAUUGCACCAAAUUGGUUCAGUUUUUGAUUAUUGUGUUAUUCGGUUUUGAUUUAGAAGUAUACGAUGGCAGUCAAGACAGCAAAUAGAGUCUCAAUCUUUGAUCGAGUUGGAGGACAGCCUGUGAAAAUCCAAGUCUGCACCUACUGGCUUGCAGGGAGAUGCAAGAGGAACCCAUGUAGGUUCAUGCACAGAGAAUCGCCACCUCCACCAUCUCAUGAGACCCAGUUGGCACCACCUAAAGACAUACAUGGAAUGCAAUCUAAAAAGAUGACCUGGAGAAGGCCCAACUAUUACAAUCCCGAGACUGCUAACGUUUCAAGUAAUGAGGGAGGCAUGUACAGCAGUACCUGUGGUCGGAGCAGCCGUCAGAAGGUCUUGGCAAAUACUGGAAAGGAGAAUGGUCAUAUAGAUCAAGAAAUGACCAUUGCUUCCUCCAACAUUCAUAGUGAUAUACAGGCCCAGUCAGAGGUUUUGACUGCUGUAAGAACAGAACCUGAAAAAUUUACCACUCAGAAAGCUCAGCCAAAGCAAUGCAAGUACUGGGUCACUGGAAAUUGUGUCCACGGAGACAAGUGCAAGCAUCUGCACUCUUGGUUCUCUGGUUCUGGAUUCACAUUGUUGAGAAAGUUAGAAGGGCAUACAAAGGCUAUUACUGGGAUUUCCCUCCCAUCUGGCUCUGACAAGCUAUAUUCAUGUAGCAAGGAUAAAUCUAUUCGAGCUUGGGAUUGCUACACUGGUCAGUGUGCUGGUUGUGUAAUUACAGAUGGUGAAGCUGGUUGUUUAAUUAGCGAAGGCCCGUGGUUGUUGGUUGGAUUGCAAACUGCUUUGAAGGCAUGGAAGCUUCAAACUCAAGCCGAGUUUUCUUUCGGUCUACUUCCUGGAUUAGUUUGUAGCAUGGUUCUGGAUGAUGAUAAGUUGUUUGCUGGAAUGGAGGAUGGUAGCCUAUUGAUGUGGAAAUUGAAUCUGGAGACCGUUACCCUGGAGGCUGCUGAAAAGCGGAAGGAGCACCAUGCUGCCGUGUGUUCGCUUGUUUUAGGGUCUAACAAUAGGCUCUAUUCAGGUUCAAGGGAUGGUACCAUAAGGGUGUGGGACCGGCAAAAUCUGCAGUGUUUGCAUACACUAUAUGGGCACACAAGAGAUGUAAUGGCUGUCAUUUGCUGGGAUAACUAUCUAUUAUCUGCUUCUCUGGACAACACACUGAAGAUUUGGGCUGCAACUGAAAGUGGGAGCAUUGAGGUGAUUCAUGAGGUCAAAGAAGAUUGUGGUUUUAUUGAUCUCUGUGGCAUACAUGAUGCUGAAGUCAAGCCUAUUCUGCUCUGCUCAUGUAAAGACAACACCGUCCGCCUCUAUGACUUGCCAUCCUUUACCGAAAGGGGCAGAAUAUUUUCGAAGCGGGAAGUUGAAGUGAUUGAAAUUGGCAGCGACGGACUAUUUUUCACCGGUGAUGCAAGUGGGGAGAUCUCUGUCUGGAAAUUGCUUGGAGAUCCGCAUGAAGAAACUGCAUUGUAGUAGUCUCCUGAAGAGAGAAUGCUGUCGAUAUAUAUUUCAGGCAGCUCUCGAGCCAAAUCUUGUAAUUUAGAUUGUUGAUAGUAGU
Molecule: messenger RNA, 2631 nt
Organism: Sesamum indicum (sesame)
Lineage: Eukaryota; Viridiplantae; Streptophyta; Magnoliopsida; Lamiales; Pedaliaceae
Product: zinc finger CCCH domain-containing protein 48
Molecular function (GO): metal ion binding; protein binding
Source: RefSeq, a predicted model, not a curated record